This is a messenger RNA of Calliphora vicina (urban bluebottle blowfly), 1205 nucleotides long. It is a transcript of the gene TORIP, whose product is annotated as Torsin interacting protein. The coding region runs from base 124 to 1119 and encodes 331 amino acids. Gene Ontology annotation, cellular component: membrane. Lineage: Eukaryota; Metazoa; Arthropoda; Insecta; Diptera; Calliphoridae. Gene Ontology annotation, biological process: membrane organization. The transcript is spliced from 5 exons. The record is from RefSeq and is a predicted model, not a curated record. Gene Ontology annotation, molecular function: ATPase activator activity.
AUAUACAAUUUGAUAUUCGCAAGAGUAGAGAAUUGUUUUUUAUGUGUGGAGUUUGACAUUCGCACGAAUAAUCAGCUGUUUAAUUCAUGUCACCUUAUAUAUACUCGCUUGGAUAAUAACAAGAUGCCGGAAAAUGUGAUUAGCCCACGUCCAUCUAUACAUGAUAAACGCGACACACAAACACCCCAACGUGAAGAAUCUGAUCAAGAAAAUGAGUCGUCGAUCCUCAAUAGUAGUCAAGAUCAAAUUACUACUGAAUCAGGUUCUGAUCUUGAAGGAUUCGAUGGCAAUAACAUAUAUACCAGUAAAGAAUACACACGAAAAGCUGGGUUUAACGUGUCACGCAGUGUACCACGUACACCUAAGCGGCCAAAACCAAUCCCGGUGAAUGGUUCACGCACACUGCUAUAUACAGCAGAACGCAGUGAAACAUUGCAACAAAAAAGUACCCCGAAUAGCAGUUCCCUUAGGUACAUUAUUUUAUUAGGUCUAGUGGUAGUAUUUGCUGUUUAUUUUGCCCUGCCAAAAGAGGAAAUUAAAAAAGUGAAAUAUUGUUCCUUCGAGAAUUUACAAAAACUAUAUCCCCAAGAAAAGCCAAAGACAUGGCGAACUUUAAAGGUGGGUAUUGAAUCAAUUUUAAAUGAACGCGUACAACAGCCAGCAGUUUAUUUAUUUGCACAUCAUGGUGGCCAACAAGUUUUCCAAUUAAUAAAAGAUAUAGCAGUGCAAGCCUCUGGUUGUUUUGGUAAACAAAUGGUACCCAUUGAAAUGCAAAGCAACGAUUUCAUAUCAACACCCGGUGUUGAGGAUGACUAUGGCUAUGCAAUUAAGAAAUAUAAAGCUAAAAUUAAAGAGGGUAAUGUUAUAUUAAUCGCUAAUCUCAAUGAAAUACCAGCUGAAGCAGCCAGAGCUUUGCAUACCAUAUGUGACACUCAUAGUCCUAUAGCGAAAGAUGUGGUUAUAUUUUUAACGCUUACUAUACCACCAUAUACAGAGGGUAGUGCAACAGCCAAGGCCGAAGAUACUUUGAGAGAAUUGUGGGCAUUGAAAUUAGGAAACAAUGAAUUGGAUCCUUUAAUAACACGUGUCACCGAUCAAGUGAUUAUUGCGGAAAGUUGAAUGUUUUAAAGGGUAUUUUUUUCAUUAUAUUCUAAGUUUGCGAAAAUAAAUUGUUUGUAUUUAAUACAUAUUUUCACACUUUUAAA